CUACAGAUUGCCCGCUCCUGCCCUAAGUAAUGAUGGCAACUCUUUAGCUGCCGCUUAAGGAAAGAAGCAGGAGGCCAUUGGCUGCGGCUAAAAACAAGGCGCCCCGCUAUUGGACGAGCUGGAUUCGGAGCAGGAUCGGGCCGUGCCGAGGGACUGAGAAGUGAGAAAUGAGGAUCUGGUGGAAAAAUGGGGGGGCCUCCCAGCUGCUGACCCCAAGGGGGUGUGGGGUCUGAGUCCAGCCAUGGAAUGCGCUCUUCUUGAAGGAACUUCUGGCAGGGAUCCUCGGCCAUUAUCCACUUUUGAGAAGACAGUCAGGCGACGAAAAGUCCUCAUAUUCAGGCCUGCGGCUGAGGAGCAAGAAACCCCUGUACUUCCUCCAGAGCCCCUGGACAGAGGGAGAACCUCACCCCCCUUGUGUGAGGAUGAAAGGUGGUCACCCAAGAAGAGGCAGCGGCUUCUACAGGGCUCCCCCCCAAUGGCAGAAAAGAGCAGGGGCAGUUGUGGUGGGACAGGAGAGACCCUGUGGCGUGUGGCAUCUCCCAUGGAGAAGAAACAGCGAAGGGUGCUGGCUGUUGAUCUGCAAGACUUUUCCACAACCCAAGUGCCUGAGAUUUCACAAAGGUGCUCACUUUUACAAAGGCCUGCCUUGUUUCCUUCCACAAAUCCCCUCCAGCCGACAGUUGGGAAUGAGACCGAAGUUUCCUGGUCAGGAAAAGGGCAGAGUAGCACUGUGUGCAGAUUGCUUCCCCCUAAGGUAGAUUCUCAGCCCUGCCAGGAGCCUUGGAAGCAGCUGGCUCACACCUGCCGGCAUCUGUGGGACCAAAGGCUGUCUCCCCCUCGCUGCCGUGAGUCAGAGCGCCUGCAAGCCAAGAGGCAGCGCCUGCAGAAGGGGGUUUCUCUAAUGAAUGGCAGAGAGGGGACACAGGCCAUCCCAGAGGAGAAAGCUCAUCAGCUGACCCCCACUUUGGACGACUCUCAGUUGAACCAAGCCCAGGAUGCCGGCGUUGCCAAGGAGCUGCUGGAGAACUUUCCAUCCCCCUGCAGGAGUGAUCAGCUGGAGUUGCCUCAUCAGCCAUCAUCUUCGAGUGCAGAAAAGCCAGCGCCUUCAGAUCUACGUGACUGUGGCUGUCGCCCAGAUCUCUCCUCUGAAGCAGCCAGCCCUCCUUCAGCUUUGACCCUCUUGAGCUCAUCUGCGGUCCCCCGCUUCAGGCCCUGGGGCCUGGCCCCCGUCUUCCAGAGCAUGCGUUCGAAACUGGAGGCCUUCGCCGACAUCUUCCUCAGCCCCUCCAAACCGUCCCUGCCGCCUGCUGAGGGGCCCCCCUCCCUGUUACCACAUCCUCCAGGAGACGCGGAUGAUGCGGCAGGUGCUCCGCCAGCUACCCCUCGCCCGGGGGUCAAGAUUGAGGUGAAAAUUGCCAUUUCUGAACCGCGUCCCCGGAAGAGGAGCUGUUGCCAUGAAGAAGAGAAAGCAGCAGCAAGCGACCUGAUGGUGAGCGGGAGGCCCCCCAUCCGCCAGUGGCGCCUGAAGGAAGGAGACCCGGCUGCUCAGCCCCGCCUUGGACGGAGCUACUCCUGCCCUGAUUUUCCUAGAGCCUGCUCUUGGCAAACCGCCUCUUCUGGGCCUUCCCCGUCGCAGCUGCGGCAACGCCGACACACGGUUUGCAGUCUGGAGGUAUUUCGAGAACUGGGCCGUCCCACUCUGCCCUGCCUGCGCAAGGAAGUGUACCCCUUCAGCAUUCCUCCUGCCCGCCUCCUGCUAGGCCCCUUGGUUCACGCCGCCCGCUGCGAUCCGUCCUCCUACUCUCCCCUUGCGUCAUCCUGCUGUCAUGAAUCGGACCCGGCCCAUUCCAGGAGCAUCUCCCUCUCCCCAGGUGGUGGGCAAAGGGUACCUGCUGUGGGCCUAGGCAUGGCUGCAUCAGAGCGGUUGAUGCUUUCAGACGUUGAGAUGAAGGGAUCCCAAGAGAACACUAUAGGGAAGGUGUCCUGCAUAAGAAUCCGCAAGACGCCAGCCAGGCACCAAGCCAAUCUCACUCCCAUGGGGCUUCCCCGUCCGGUCAGGCUGAACAAGAAAGAGUUCAGUCUGGAGGAGAUCUACACGAACAAGAACUAUCACACACCCACAGAGAAGAGAUCAUUUGAGACCAUAUUUGAGGUACCCCUGGAACGCAAUGGAGCCCUUGUCUUCACCAGCCAACGCAAGCUGAAGAGGGCGAUGGAGUUCAGGGAGGGGGGCCUUCCCCGCAAGCAGCGCAAACCCCGCUUCCAAAGAGGACGCCGGGCAAGGGGAAGACGGGCUCAGCCCCCGUCCACUGAACUGGAGGAGAUGCUACAGCAGCGGCUGGCUGAACUGGAUGCCCUGUCUGAGGAGGAAGCGGGUUGAACCGAGCAGAGUCUACGUCCACUCUCGAGAAGGAAAAGUAUAUCUAGGAUGACUUGCCUUUCUGUCUUUCCCCCUUCCCCAAGACACUUUCUCACACCAGUCAUGUGUUUUGUCUAAUAUUUUUUCCCCAAGCACCAAGUCCCCAUGAGCACUCCAACCUUCUCCCCUGGUUCUCUUCAUUCUCCAUAUCAUUCCCACCUAUUGAUCUCCAGUGACAGUUGUUUCAUCAUCCAGGGAUCCUAGGUUGACCUCCAAGCCAAGACAUUGCUGUCAUGAACACAGGGCUGGAUGUCACCCAGCAGCUUCCCUCAGCUAACUGCCUCCUUGCCCGAUUUUUCAUUUUGCCAUUCCCCUUUUUCUUUUGCUCACAAGCCUGAAGAACAGAACGUUGGAGGCACCCAAAAAUUGAUGGUGCCCAUUCCCUGCAUUCUGCUUCCAGUGCACAGUCAGACCAUCAGUGCCUCACCAGGAAGAGUGUGCGGACCCACCUGCUAGAGAUUCAGCACAGCAGGGGAUGUGUCCAACCAUGUGGAGAUCAAGUUACCCAUAUCCUGUGGCUGCCAUCUUGACUAAACCAGAAGAUUGGAACAUAAAAGCCCAUUGAUCGAAGAGGAAUGACAGGAGAGGAAGAGCAAAAACAGGCUUGUAAUGGGGCAGGAGAAAAAAUGGGAAGGAAGGGAAGAUGUGCCAAGAGGCUGGGAAAGGAUGUGUGUCCUCAGCCGUUGUUGAAACGUAAAUGGCUGUGAAUCCUGCUUCAGUAUUCCAAGUUUAAAUGGACUUACUGGGGUUGUGUUCUGUUAGGCGUGGCUGGGUGGGGCUGGGGAGUUGUUUGCGUUUUUGUAUUAAUCUAUAUUUCUAAUAAACUUUUCUGCUUGGGAGGAAAA
Molecule: messenger RNA, 3264 nt
Organism: Candoia aspera
Lineage: Eukaryota; Metazoa; Chordata; Lepidosauria; Squamata; Candoiidae
Gene: PRR14
Product: proline rich 14
Exons: 12
Coding region: 242-2380 (712 amino acids)
Cellular component (GO): nucleoplasm
Source: RefSeq, a predicted model, not a curated record